Messenger RNA from Trematomus bernacchii (emerald rockcod), 1362 nucleotides. Its product is annotated as protein FAM111A-like. The transcript is spliced from 2 exons. Lineage: Eukaryota; Metazoa; Chordata; Actinopteri; Perciformes; Nototheniidae. The record is from RefSeq and is a predicted model, not a curated record. The coding region runs from base 37 to 1143 and encodes 368 amino acids.
CCUCAUCCAGAGCACGGUCUGCAGAAGGUGACCAACAUGGAGGAUGCUGCAGGAUCUGAGGCCGGACAUUCACAUAGCUUCAGUGGUCAGAGUGGCAGCAGUGACGACGUUGAAGAGAUUUAUGAUUUACUGCAGAAGCAGUGUGCAGAUCUGAAGAAACUGAUGACGAGGAGAUUCCCAGGUGAUUCUUAUCAGAAGGCACUGAACCUGAGGAAGAAAGACUUUGGAAAGAUCCGAAAGUCGUUCAGCGACGUUCACAGAGUCAGAGAGCUGAUAAAACUGGGCGAGUCAGUUUGUGCAAUUGUGACUCCAUUUAAGACAGGAACAGGGUUUGUGUUGUUUGACAACUUCAUCUUGACUAACGCACACCUGUUUAAACAAUGUGUUGAAGACGGAAAGCCAAAGCUGAAGCAUGAUAUAAAGGUGGAGGUUCUCUUUAACUUUGAAGAACAGCACAAAAAUUACCACUACUUUCAGCUGGCUCACCGUAACAUCCUCUACUGUCAUGAUGACCUUGAUUAUGCCAUACUUGAGCUUAUGCCUGUCGGCCUCAAAUACAACCAAGACACAGAGGAAGUCACAGAAGAGAAGGUGCCAGCAGGGCUCCUGGAGAGGUUUGGUCCAAUGCCUGAGAGUGGUGAAGCCAGUAUCAUUGGUCACCCAAAUGGAGAAGUGAAACAACUGGAUCCAACAUCUAUCAUUGAGAUAGAAAACAGGGUGAAGGCUGUUGAGGAUCAAUUAGAGCCAUACAAAGGCACUGCUUUCAUUCUCCACAUAAUCAAUGAAAUCACAAAGCAAGGCAUUGAAAAUAUAUUGGUAGGUGGAAACAGAGCAGAGAAAGUAACAACCUACAACACCUUCAUGUGUCACGGCUCGUCUGGAUCCCCAGUGUUUGAUGCUGAGUGCAAAGUUUUUGGUUUGCACACCUCAGGAUACGUUUACGAUUUCCCAAAGCCUGAGAGUGUGAUAGAGUGUGCCCAACCUCUGCUAACUAUCUUUGAACACUUUGUGAGUAAACUGAGGAAGCCUGGGAAUGAGGAGCGGUUGAAGAGAGUUAAGGAAGUAGCAAAGGAAAACGUAGUGCUAAAAAAGAUACUCAACGCUGACUGUGAUGACUCAAUGGAGAUUGAUCGGAAAGAUUAGAUAAUCAGGGGCUAAACACACAAGGCUGGACAGCUUAUAUUCCCAUGCAUCAUUAUACUUAAGAUCUGUUUUCUAGUAUGGACAUCCUGUUUUAUAUUGACUUCUCUGUUAGUCUGUGACAGCCAAUAGUACUUUUUUCUGUCUCCAUAUGUCUUGUAAGCAUCACUUUUUUUUAUCAUAGUUAUUUUUUUUUUUCAUUAUGUGGGGCGAAGCCUGCGA